Eremothecium sinecaudum is the source of this 1374-nucleotide messenger RNA. It is a transcript of the gene FUN26, whose product is annotated as nucleoside transmembrane transporter FUN26. Gene Ontology annotation, biological process: nucleoside transmembrane transport. The record is from RefSeq and is a predicted model, not a curated record. The coding region runs from base 1 to 1374 and encodes 457 amino acids. Gene Ontology annotation, molecular function: nicotinamide riboside transmembrane transporter activity; nucleobase transmembrane transporter activity. Lineage: Eukaryota; Fungi; Ascomycota; Saccharomycetes; Saccharomycetales; Saccharomycetaceae. The transcript has a single exon. Gene Ontology annotation, cellular component: plasma membrane; fungal-type vacuole membrane.
AUGAACCCAGUCUUACACACUUACCCAAACUCCAAUAACAUGCCAGUGCCCGUCAAGGAAAUUACUGAGGAGACUAGUCUCCUUGGACAAGGUAAAUUAAGCAAGGAGGAGCACUCUCGGCUUCACUAUACUUUCUUAGCUAUAGGAGUUGCUUUGUUAUGGCCAUACAACUCGUUUAUUACCAUUGCGGCUGAAAUGGAUCGUCUUUUCAGUAGUUUUGCAUCACUUAAAGACGCCUACUUACCUUCAGCGAUGUCAUUAUAUUUUACAGCUAGCAUGAGUUGUAUGAUAUACUGUCAAUCAAAGCAGCGCAAUUAUUCACAAAGAAUAUCCAGUGGUUUAUUAUAUCAGACAGGAAGUGUAAUAAUUUCCGCGCUAUUACUAUUUGGAAGCUCACUAUUCUCAAAACCUGUUUUAUUUGGUUUACUUAUGGCUUGUAUAACCGUCUGUUCUUGGGGUGCUUCGCUUACUCAGAACGGUUCCUUAGCGUUGUCGAACGCUUCUGGAAGCCGCUACAAUCAAAUUAUGAUGGUUGGACAAGCUAUUGCAGGCAUUAUACCGGGAAUAUAUCAGUUGCUACUAUCGUUUUAUUUUCCAGAAAAUAGCGAAGGCAUUGAAUGCUAUCGUUUCAGCAGAAACUCCUGUAACCUAACAAGCGCUGGCGCAAAUUUCACCACAUCAGACCAAACAUCCGAUAAAAACCAAAGACUACUUCUAUCUCUAUCCUCAGUCAUGGCUGCCGCUACUAGCAUCGUGGCUUUCUUGAUGUACAAAAAAGCUAAAGUCUCACUCACCGAAGCGAAGGAAAAUUCUAUAAGUGUGAGUGAAGCAAACCACAUCCCAAUGAAGCAUCUUUAUCUCAAACUGAAGCACAUUAUGCAUACAAUAUUCUUCGUAUUCCUUGUUACGGCCCCUUUUGUCAUGUUUGCAGCUAACAUAAAACCUACUGCAAUUCCCAUAUCUGCUGAUAAAUAUACUUUGGUUGCAAUCAACUUCUGGAACACUGGCGACCUUGUAGGACGUAUUAUUGCGGGCCGUUUCCCCUUUAUCACAAUUCCAACGCCACGCGGAUUGUUUGCAUGGUCAAUUCUUCGGUUCCUGGUUUUGGCGGUAUUUUUCCUUUUUGCCGCUAUAAACAGCUCUACACAUAGCUGGAUCUUCGAUACGUUAUAUCUUUUUUGGCAAUUUUUCUUCGGUGUGACAAAUGGUGCCAUCGCUACCUCAGCUUUCAUGAAGAUCGGCUCUCAAUUGGAUGAUUCCCAAGAGCGUAAGGCGUCUAGUGUUGUAGCCUGUUUUACACUUAACGCGGGCUUACUUGCAGGUUCAUUAUUAUUACCCGCUUGGCUAAAAUUAGUACACUUGUUACAACGCUGA